This is a messenger RNA of Neogale vison (American mink), 1092 nucleotides long. Its product is annotated as carbonyl reductase [NADPH] 1-like. The transcript has 3 exons. NCBI's taxonomy places the organism in Eukaryota, Metazoa, Chordata, Mammalia, Carnivora, Mustelidae. The record is from RefSeq and is a predicted model, not a curated record. The coding region runs from base 109 to 987 and encodes 292 amino acids. Gene Ontology annotation, molecular function: carbonyl reductase (NADPH) activity.
UGUUUACUGGCAUCUCUGACUGCGCUAGACCUCUGCACCACCAGCCCUCCGUGUACCCCACAGCACAUUACCUCACCACAGAGGGUACUGCUUGCUCUCCUCACAGCCAUGUCAUCAUCCCAGCGAGUGGCGCUGGUGACCGGGUCCAACAAGGGCCUCGGCUUCACCAUCGUGCGUGACCUGUGCCGGCAGUUUUCGGGGGACGUGGUGCUCACGGCGCGGGACGAGGCGCGGGGCCGCGCGGCCGUGCAGCAGCUCCAGGCCGAGGGCUUGAAUCCCCGCUUCCACCUGCUGGACAUCGACGACCUGCAGAGCAUCCGCGCCCUGCGCGACUUCGUGCGCAAGGAGUACGGGGGCCUGGACGUGCUGGUCAACAACGCGGGCAUCAUAUUCAAGCCUGGUGAUCCCACACCCUUUCAUAUUCAAGCAGAAGCGACCAUGAAAACAAACUUCUUUGGUACCCAAGAUGUGUGCACAGAACUCCUGCCUCUAAUGAAACCCCAAGGCAGGGUGGUGAAUAUAUCUAGCAUAAUGAGCUUCGUAGCCCUUAAAUAUUGCAGUCCAGAACUUCAGCAGAAGUUUAUGAGUGAGACCAUCACAGAAGAGGAGCUGGGGGUGCUCAUGAACAAGUUUGUGGAAGACGUAAAGAACGGGGUGCACAAGGAGGAGGGUUGGCCUGAUACACAACAAGUCCUAUAUGGAGUGUCCAAAAUGGGCAUCGUGGUCCUCUCCAGAAUCCAUGCCAGGAAACUGAGUGAGCAGAGGAAAGGAGACAAGAUACUCCUGAAUGCCUGCUGCCCUGGGUGGGUGAGAACAGACAUGGGUGGACCGAAAGCCAUCAAAAGCCCAGAAGAAGGAGCAGAGAUCCCUGUCUACUUGGCCCUUUUGCCCUCAGAUGCUGAGAAACCUCAGGGAGAGAUUCUUAUAGAGAAGAAAGUUGAAAAAUGGGGAAUCCUCUCUCAGUUCCCUUCAUGGAUCCCAAUUUGAUAUCUGCCAUGAUUUGACCAGAACAACUCUUACACCAUCAACAAUAGCCUUACCAAAAAAAAAAAAAAAAUCACCAUCUCUAUCGGGUACUCACACUGAAUUGGC